AUGAAGCUCCUCACCACCCUCGCCCUCUUUUAUACCGCCCUACUUGCCCACGCAGUCAGCAUCCCCGCCGACCUGGCCUUCCCGCUCAAGUCCCGCGAAACUUGCAGUAGCCCGCCUGGCGAGAAUGGAUGUGGCUAUGGUAGAGAGUGUGGCGACGGCCCCGGCUAUACCUGCAGUCCUGCGGGUCAGAUUGUAGCCAUCGCCUGCUGUGGGCCGAACGGGUGCAAGCGUAUUAACGAGCAACCUUACUGCGUCUAA
Molecule: messenger RNA, 258 nt
Organism: Pseudogymnoascus destructans
Lineage: Eukaryota; Fungi; Ascomycota; Leotiomycetes; Thelebolales; Thelebolaceae
Exons: 2
Coding region: 1-258 (85 amino acids)
Source: RefSeq, a predicted model, not a curated record